AUGGGAAAACCUCCAACCCCCGACCGGGAACCGACACCGGAACAGGCUCCCCCAGCUUAUUCCCCCUAUGUUGACCCCCACUUGACCGCAGAGUUGGGUGAUGUCCAUGUCGACGGCCGCAUUGAUGUCAACCUAGAUUCGGAGCUCGCCAGAUCGCUCACGAAGAUCGCCAAGCAGCAGCAGGAGGACCGUUACUAUCCACCACCUGAGUAUAACGAGGCUCUAACCGCACAGGGAAUCCUCUGCGAUGUCAAACUGAACAUAGUCAUCCAGAUCGUGGGAAGCCGCGGAGAUGUGCAGCCCUUCAUCGCACUGGGGAACGCUUUGCAAAAGCAUGGUCAUCGCGUCCGCAUUGCCACUCACAACGUCUUCGAAAACUUCGUCAAGGAGUCGUACCUGGAGUUCUUUCCCAUUGGUGGAGAUCCAGCGCAGCUCAUGGCAUACAUGGUCAAAAACCCAGGCCUGAUCCCGCAGAUGAAGACACUGCGCGAUGGAGAAAUCAAAAAGAAGCAGGUCAUGGUGGCGGAGAUGCUGGAUGGCUGCUGGAGAUCAUGCAUCGAAGAUGAUCCAGACACCCAGGAGCCAUUUGUUGCAGAUGCAAUUAUUGCCAAUCCGCCGAGUUUUGCACAUAUCCACUGUGCACAGGCAUUAGGGAUUCCCGUCCAUCUGAUGUUUACCAUGCCGUGGACUACUACCAGGGCAUUUCCCCAUCCUUUGGCCAAUCUGCAUUCCACGUCCAUGAGUCCGACGGACGCAAAGACGGCAAACUGGGUUUCAUACGGAGUGGUAGAAUGGCUAACGUGGCAAGGGUUGGGAGAUGUUAUAAAUCGAUGGCGGUCCUCAAUAGACCUAGCACCAGUUCCACGAACCGAGGGACCCUGCCUAGCUGAAGCCUUGGAGGUACCAUUUACCUACUGUUGGUCCCCAGCCCUAGUUCCAAAGCCACGGGACUGGCCAGCUUAUAUCGAUGUGUGUGGAUUUUUCUUCUCGGAGCCAUCUUCAUACACCCCGUCUGCCGAAUUGGCGGAGUUUUUGCAAUCAGGACCGCCUCCUGUAUACAUUGGCUUUGGCAGCAUUGUUGUCGAAGAUCCUCAGAAGUUAGCGGACACCGUGAUCAAGGCAGUUGAAAGGGCUGGUGUACGUGCAGUCAUCUCGAAGGGCUGGAGCGAGCUGGCCGGGGUGUCGGAUGCAAACAUCUUCUACAUCGGCGACUGCCCACAUACCUGGCUCUUCCAAAAUGUUGCUGCAGUGGUUCACCACGGAGGUGCUGGAACCACAGCCUGUGGACUCUUAAACGGGCGGCCAACCACCAUAGUACCGUUUUUCGGCGAUCAACCAUUCUGGGGCGACAUGGUCGCCAAAGCCGGUGCAGGCCCGGACCCAAUUCCCCAUGCCUCACUUGAUCCUGACAAUCUCGCCGCUGCAAUUAAAUUCUGCAUCACACCAGAAGCUACCUCUGCCGCGUUGGAAAUCUCGAUCAAGAUGCAGUCCGAGUCCGGCGUGGCGGCAGCUGUGGACUCAUUCCAUCGCAAUUUGCCUUUAGAUCGGAUGCGAUGCAGUAUUAUCCCCAAUCAAGUUGCAGUAUGGAGUUACGGCAAAGAAAAGGCGUCUCUGAACUUGUCCAAGACAGCUGUGAGCAUUCUGAUUCAACACAACAGAAUAGACGCCAAACAGCUUAAAUGCCACGCUAUCAACCCAAUCCUCAUUGAGAACCGUCGCUGGGAUCCUUUGACCGGUGUCCUGUCCGCUGCCACAGGCACCGGAGAAAACAUGUUACGAUCGACGGGCGAGAUGUUUUACAAUCCAUACAAGGAAUACAAACGCGGACGCGCUGCCAGACUUGCUGGCGUAAGCGGAAGCUCGCAAGAUCUAUCUCGACCUACCAGCUCCACAGAACCAGCCUCUCACUCUACCACAUCUCUAACUGAUCCCGCACAAUCACAAAGUUCCCAGCCAUCACUCCACCGAUCUACGAGCGAACAAAGCCAGGACUCAUUCGACACUGCGGGGAAUAUGGUCGGGGCUGGAAUGAAAGGCUUCGGUAAAUUCUCCGCCACUUACUUCAGGGGUAUGGUGGUGGAUAUUCCACACGCGGCGGCAGAAGGCUUCCGAAGGGCACCGCAGCUAUAUGGGGAGAAGCCGAAGGAUUACGGUACUGUUCAAGAUUGGAAGUCAGGGAUUAAAGUCGGCGGCAAGAACUUCGUAGGUGGCAUGGCUGGUGGUGUUAAGGAUAUCAUCACAUAUCCGAUUCAAGGGGCGCUGGCGGAGGGAGGACCUGGUGCGCUUAGGGGUCUCGCUAGGGGGGCUAUGGGGAUGGCUACGAAGAUGCCUUCCGCUGGAAUCGGACUGACAGCUUAUCCGUUUUAUGGGAUUUCGAAAAGCGUAGAAGCUGCUUUCCGAACAAAAACUCCGAAGGCUAUUGUGAGUGCACGGCUCAGAGAUGGACAUGCUCACGCGAGCAGAAUACAGCUGUCUCGAGAGGAAGAGGAGGAAAUCCUUCAAGUCUUCGAUGUACUUUUGUCCUCAAUGAGU
This is a messenger RNA of Penicillium riverlandense, 2532 nucleotides long. Its product is annotated as putative sterol glucosyltransferase. The record is from RefSeq and is a predicted model, not a curated record. The annotation marks the transcript as partial. NCBI's taxonomy places the organism in Eukaryota, Fungi, Ascomycota, Eurotiomycetes, Eurotiales, Aspergillaceae. Gene Ontology annotation, biological process: carbohydrate metabolic process. The transcript has 6 exons. Gene Ontology annotation, molecular function: hexosyltransferase activity; UDP-glycosyltransferase activity.